AUGCCCAUAGUAUAGGAGUGUGGACUGACCGCCGUGUGGUUUACACCAUUUGGACACGGUGAGGAACGGGACGCACUUGGAGCUUGGAUUGGAUAGCUGCUGGUUUUAUGCUGCGCAGAACUCAGCCCAGAAUUACCACCACCACGAGCAUAGUUCAAGGGGAUUCCACAGGAAACCUUGCUGAAUGGACUUUUAACUUUGGUUUAACGUUAUCCCUUUUUUACACAUCGAAUCCGGACUCACUUUUUUGGCACAUUUGAAGAACGCUCUCCACCGAGGCUGGUCUGAUGUAAUUCAUAAUAAACAAAAUCAACCUAACAUAACCACCUGAUCCCAAACAAACUUUUGGCAGGUUUUAUUUUUCUGGAAUACUCUAUUCUACGUCCUACCACCCCCCCCCCCCCCCCCCCUUUCCCAUUAAAAUUGUACUUCUGAACCUCGAAGUGGCUCCGAAGUGGUGUUGUGACUCCUCGCCCGCAGCGGAUCCGGAGCUUGGAGCGUCUGCAGCGGGAGGAGCUGGCGGCGGACCCCCUGUCACACCGCAGGGACCCAAGACGGAUCGGUUGAAAAAGAUGGUUCGAUUGGUGGCAGAACUCUUGUUGCUUUUAGGACUUGUACUUCUUACCUUACACAUCACGGUGUUACGGAGCAGCCCGCUGCACCACGGGAAUUUAACUUUGAGCCAGGAUCAGCAGUAUACUGUGAUUGCAGAGAAUAAUGUCAUAGCAGAGAGCAGUUUGUUAGCCCAGCAGGAUCCAGGGAAGCGGAGAGGACCAGAGCCCCAGUCAGCCCAGCGGCCUGCUGCCCUCCCCUGGGCCCAGAGUCAGGCUACUGGAGGCAGCUUGCAGAGAGACAGGCCUGGGGCCUUCCUCCUGGACCUCCACAACUUCCCUGACCUCUCCAAGGCUGAUAUAAACAGACAGAACCCCAAUAUACAGGUGACCAUAGAGGUGGUGGACGAUCUAGAAGGGGCGGAGCAUGAGAAAGACCUGAAGAUGGAGAACAAACCAGGUUUGGCCGCUCCCAACCGGAGAAACUGGUGGCAAAUCACCUCCUCCUCUUCAUCCUCCUCCUCUUCGGUCUUGACCCCACGUCGACCCAAGGAGCAGGCUAGGGAGCAGCAGCCCACCUACAGAGGAGGAGUAGAACGUGGCAGUAACACAGAGGAUAGUAACUUCCUGAAACCACGAGGGGACUGGGAGAGGAGAGGAGGCGCAGGAGGAGGAGGCACCAGCAAGGCUCAGACUGAAUAUGACUAUAUAGACGGAGACGGUGGCUGGAGUAACUGGUCUCCGUGCAGUGUGACCUGUGGGAACGGGAACCAGAAGAGGACCAGGUCAUGUGGUUACGCCUGCAGCGCCACCGAGUCACGCACCUGUGACAUGCCACCCUGCCCAGGUAUUGAAGACGCGUUCAGGACAGCCGCCACUGAGGUCAGCUUACUGGCUGGAACAGAUGAGUUCAACGCUACAGAGCUCUUUGGAGUCGACACAGACAGCUGUGAACGCUGGAUGAACUGUAAGUCUGAGUUCCUGAAGAAAUACAUGACCAAAGUCUCCAACGACCUCCCCGGCUGCCCCUGCUCCUACCCCACCGAGGUGGCCUACAGCACGGCCGACGUCCCCGACCCCGCCACACGCCGGGACUUCCGCUGGAAAGACGCCAGCGGCCCCAAGGAGAAACUAGAGAUCUACAAACCCACGGCCCGGUACUGCAUCCGCUCUAUGUUAACUCUCGAGUCCACUACUCUGGCCGCACAGCACUGCUGCUACAAUGACAACAUGAAGCUCGUCACCCGGGGUAAAGGAGCAGGAACACUCAACCUCAUCAGCAAUGAGUUCUCUGCUGACCUCCACUACAAGGUAGACAUCCUGCCCUGGAUCAUCUGUAAAGGGGACUGGAGUCGCUAUAACCAGGUCAGGCCUCCUAACAACGGGCAGAAGUGUCCAGACAACCCGCUGGAUGAGGAUUACCUCAAACAAGUUGAGGAGGCAUGGGAGUUUUAGAACUGGAGAGAUGAACAUAUGAAGGGAAAGAAAACGUAUGAAAUAUUUGUAUGAAUCUGGUACUUCAAUUGCUGCUUCAAACCAUCCAAAGCUAGAGUCCGUAUGAACUGUCUGUUGAUUUCAGCCAACGUGAUUAAAUAGACAACGUAACGCUCACAUGGACACAUCAUUGUCCUCAACAGAGACGAUGGACUCUAUUUUAAUAAUAAAACUUAACUCAAUGGUAAAUCUAAGUAUUGGCGCUAGUGCGAUAGGUUCGGGGGCGUGUCAGAAAUAUUUUUGCUAUUUUCAUAACCAGAAUUAUUGUCUCAGUAGCAGGCGGUGGUGCAUAAGGUCUGCGUUUAUUGUCUCAGUUGCAGGCGGUGGUGCAUAAGGGCUGUUUUUAUUGUCUCAGUUGCAGGCGGUGCUGCAUAAGGGCUGGGUUUAUUAUCUCAGUAGCAGGCAGUGGUGCAUAAGGGCUGAGUUUUGAUAGCAGGCGGCGGUGCAUAAAGGCUGGGUUUUGAUAGCAGGAGGUGGUGCAUAAGGGCUGGGUUUUGAUAGCAGGCGGUGGUGCAUAAGGGCUGGGUUUUGAUAGCAGGCGGUGGUGCAUAAGGGCUGGGUUUUGAUAGCAGGCGGU
This is a messenger RNA of Salvelinus namaycush (lake trout), 2622 nucleotides long. RefSeq names its product isthmin 1 (gene ism1). Lineage: Eukaryota; Metazoa; Chordata; Actinopteri; Salmoniformes; Salmonidae. Gene Ontology annotation, biological process: negative regulation of angiogenesis. The transcript has 6 exons. The coding region runs from base 573 to 2006 and encodes 477 amino acids. The record is from RefSeq and is a predicted model, not a curated record.